This is a messenger RNA of Bursaphelenchus okinawaensis, 832 nucleotides long. Lineage: Eukaryota; Metazoa; Nematoda; Chromadorea; Rhabditida; Aphelenchoididae. The record is from the annotation of a GenBank genome assembly.
AUGAGUGAGUUAGAUUAUACUCCUGAAGACUUGGAAAAGCUGAGCGUUCGUACUGCUGAUUCAUUUCAUAUGGAGGAUAAGUUUAACUUAAACCGUGAGUUUUCGGAUUUAGCAUACUGUUUAGUUUAUAUAUUGACGGCGUUUACCAUUUUUUAAAAGGUUAAUAUGCCUACUUUAAAAACAGCAUUUUUAAUUUAUAAAGUUACUUUUAGUGAGUCAACGCACCUUACAUGGAGUAGAAUCUUUGGAGGAAGAUUUCAGUGGUGACUCAACGGAAAUGGAAGAAGCUAAGCUGGAUUGUCUAAAAACUGACAAAAGAGAUCUUGAGGCAAGUUUAUAAGCUAAUUAAUUGGAUUUUAACUUUUACAAAUGAGAUUUUACUGUAGUUACGGUUAUUUUUAGGCCGAUAUCUCUAUUCCAUCUUCUUACACUGCGAAAGAACUCAACACUCCUAGCUUCAUCAGUGUUGGAGAGCUUAGAGGAGGCCUUCAACAAUGUUCUCGUGGCGAAAUGGGAAUUAGAGGUAAUUUUAUACCCGUAUAUAUUAAACUUAUACUAAAAAUUACCAUAAAAUAAAUUAUAAAUUUUAGAAAAACGCCCAUAUCAAUCGUUUUAUCACCAACCUGAUUUGAACCCACCGAAUCAGUACGAGACCUUCGAUCUGCAAUCUCACGAUGACAUAGUCAAGGCUAGUCAGUAUCAGGCCCCAGACAUGAGAGACUACACCGUCUGUCACACUCAUGCAUACUGGCUCAAAGUCCAAAGUCUUCAGGGCAACAAAACCGAAGAGAAGGAAUAUCCACACGGCGAUUCUGUCUACUGUAUCAACUAA